GGUUGCAGCACAAAGGCCUGAACCUCGGGUAGACCAGAUGUUGAUCACAGGUUGCUAACCAAUAAUAGGUGUCCCCCGAAGGCUCUGACCCGGCAGGGGAAUGGGCAGAGGCCUGGAGCUGCUGUAUAAUAACAUCAUCUGGCAUUUACACUAGGAGACCUCGGGGCCAGAAGGCCUCGGUGUUCCGAGGCUUGACCUGUCCUUAAGUCCUACGACAUCCCCUGCGGUGAGUCCUAUCUUAAACUCCAUUUUGCAAAACAAAACGAUAAAAAGUGAAGAACCCGGUGGCUCUCCACAGGCUCUCAGGCCUCAGGCCAAUAACAAUUCCAAAAAUCUGGGCCGGGAAAGGCGGGCCCCGGGGCCUUAGGGCACCGCCCCAAAUCUUCCUUUGGUAACCAGGCAAGGCCUGCAGCUGCGUACUGCGCAAGCGCGCAGGGGUGGUCGGCCUUAGGCCGGCUGGUUACCAAGCUGGAGGCAGAACCAGAUUCGCCGGGCUGUUUGGAUGUUGGCUCCGCCCCGGCCGGGCCCUGCCUCACCGGAUCCCCGCCUCGUCACCCCUGUUAGCGCGAUGCUCGGCCCCGUGGGAACCUGAGCUAAAGCUGCGUUGAAGGCAGACAUCCUUGGCUGCUCCAGGUUAGGGAGAAGAGUGUGCUCUUCGCCUGGGUCCCGAUUUUCCAUCAGCACUGGCGGAUCUGCUGCUGCCCACACACUGCCUGACUUCGGAGCUAGAGAGUGAGAUUUCCAGAAGAAUCCCACAGAGUCAGCAGAGAACACACGUGGCCUGGUAUUUUGGAAACAAGCCUCAGGUCCCAGGUCCCUUGCUUCUGCUGCGGUAGAGAAUUCACCUGUGAGCCUGGAUUCCUUCAUGCGUCAUACGUGUUUUCUUGUGGCCUCUGAGUGCUUAAUGGAGAGAGUCAGGCAUGAAGGCAAUGGCCAGAAGAGCUGAUGGAGUUAACCCAGCAAUGAUGGCGACCGUUACACAUGCCUGUGCCAGAGGGACAUCUCAUGCACUUCUCCACAUAGUGGAGUGUCUAGACCUUUGCCCUGGCCUGAGGAGUGCUUGGGCUGUGUGGCACAGACCUUCAUGAGCCGGUACCAGGCAGCCUUGCUGGGUCUAGGCCUGCUGCUCAUGCUUCUCCUGUAUGUGGGGCUGCCUGGCCUGCCUGAGCAGACUUCCCAGCUCUGGAGAGGCCCCAAUGUCACAGUCCUGGCUGGCCUCACCCAAGGCAACUCCCAGAUAUUUUACCGUGAGGUGUUGCCUAUCCAUCCAGCACACAGAGUACAAGUGGUGUUUCUCCACGGGAAGGCGUUUAAUUCCCAUAUAUGGGAGCAGCUGGGCACACUGCAGCUGCUGUCAACGAGAGGCUACCGGGCUGUGGCCAUUGACCUUCCAGGUUUUGGGAACUCAGCACCUUCAAAGGAAGUGAGCACAGAGUCAGGGCGAGCGGAGCUGCUGAAGCAGGUGCUGCAAGACCUAGAGGUGCAGAAUGCUGUAUUGGUGAGCCCUUCACUGAGCGGCCGCUAUGCCCUGCCCUUCUUGAUGCGAACCCACCACCAGCUCCGCGGAUUUGUGCCCAUUGCACCCACCUCCACACGGAAUUACACACAGGAACAAUUCUGGGCUGUGAAGACCCCAACUCUUAUCCUGUAUGGGGAACUGGACUACACCUUGGCUCGAGAGUCACUUCAGCAGCUCCACUACCUGCCCAACCACUCUGUGGUGAAGCUACACAAUGCGGGCCACGCCUGCUACCUCCACAAUCCGCAAGCUUUCCACCUCGCCCUUCUUGCCUUCCUUGACCAUUUGCCUUGAAUGGACUCACUUCCCAGAACUGACCCUGAAGGGUCUAGACGCUCUCCUCUUCCAGGGAGGCCAGUCUUGAGUGGGAUUGGGGACAGAGGAUCAAGCCCAGCCAGAACUUUUGAUUUCAUUUCAUAGGCACAAUAAAGAAAAGCCCUUUUGUCUCGCCUGGA
Molecule: messenger RNA, 1974 nt
Organism: Onychomys torridus (southern grasshopper mouse)
Lineage: Eukaryota; Metazoa; Chordata; Mammalia; Rodentia; Cricetidae
Gene: Abhd14a
Product: abhydrolase domain containing 14A
Exons: 7
Coding region: 1085-1813 (242 amino acids)
Cellular component (GO): cytoplasm
Source: RefSeq, a predicted model, not a curated record